AUGAUGCUGAAAACGCCACCGAACCCGCAGGACCCUCGGAGCAACCCGCGGCGGCUCCUGCGCCCAAAGCGAUUUCCCCCCCGAGUUUUUCAGGCUGCCCCUGCAGGGGGAGCUGGGACAGGAGAAGAGGGCGUCAGCCUCUCCUUCCAUGGAGGAGGCAUGGCCCGACAGCUGGGGGCGGGGGCAGCCCGGCUGCCUGUUUCCAAAAUCACCAUUCUUGGGGGGUUGGGGGGCAUUUGUUCGGGGAUUGCCCUUUGGAGGUUGCCAUCCAUCCCGCCCCUCGUGCACCCCAGCAGCGAGGAGCAGGCACAUCUGAAGCGCUACCACUGGAUGUGGAGGGUGGAUCGAUGCUGCUGGGACCAGGGGGAGCUGCGGACUCAGUCGCCACUCCUUGUGCAGGAUCUCCAGGGCUUUUCCUCGUCCUCCAUCAGGCCAAGCCUUGGGAAUAAAAAAUCCUGGUUUGGAAAGACUCAAGGCACAAAAGCAGCACCAGCACCUCCUGGGACUCCCUCUGCUUCCAAAGCGGAGGCCAAAGACAAGGAAGACAGCAGUGAGCUUCCUGCUGCUCUGGGGGACGAUGGUGAACUUCCCUCAGUGCCAGGAGAUGACAGUGAACUUCCCACUGCUCUGGGAGACGAGGGCGAACAUCCCGCGGUGUGGGAAUGCAACGGCGAGGCUCCCGCAGGGUGGGACAAGGACAGGGGGCAUCUCCUGGCAUGGGACGAGGACGGUGGAUGUGCCCUGGUGUGGGACCAGAAUGGCCAAGCUCCCACAGAGUGGGACGAGGACAACGGACAACUCGCAGUGUGGGAUGAGGAAGGAGGACAUCUCCCGGAGUGGGAUGAGGAUGGAGGACAUCCUGUGUCUUGGGAAGAGGAGAGUGAACAUCUCCCAGCAUGGGAAGUGGACAGCAAGGAUCCCCUGGCUUGGAAAGAUGAUGGAGAAGCUGCAGCAUUUUGGGAAGAGGAUGGAGAAGCUGCAGCAUUUUGGGAAGAGGAUGGAGAACCUCCCUCUGCUUGGGAAGAGGACAAUGAAGCUCCCUCCGCUGUGGGAUCCUGGGCUGAACAUCCUGACAGCAGCACAGCCCUGCAGCCAGAGGGGAGAGGGGAGUGGUGCCUGAUGCAGCUGAGUACGUCUGCUCUGUUCCUGGGUGCCCGAGCAGGGAACACCGUGAGCGAGGCGGAGCCUGCCCAGAAAUACCUGGAAGUGGAGGAGAUUGGCCAAGGGGCUUUCGGAACCGUUUACAAAGGACUCGACAGGGUCACUGGAGGAGAGGUGGCCAUCAAGAAAAUGAGUCUCAGAGGGCAGAAUAGGGAACGAGCUGUGAAUGAGAUCCUGCUCCUGAAGGACAAGAAGAACCCCAACAUUGUCAACUUUCUGGACAGCUUCCUUGUUGAUGGAGAUCUCUGGCUGGUGAUGGAAUACAUGGAUGGAGGAACUUUGCAGGACGUUGUCAGACAGAUACGCAUGGCUCAAGGAGAGAUGGCAGCUGUCAGUCGGGAGUGUCUGCAGGGCCUGGAUUUCCUCCAUUCCAAGCGGGUGAUCCACAGGGAUCUGAAGAGCUCCAACAUCCUCCUGGGCACGGACGGCUCUGUCAGGCUGGCUGAUUUUGGCCUCUGCGCUCAGCUCAGCCCUAAGCAGGACCAGUGCAGCUCCAUGGUGGGCACUGCUCACUGGAUGGCCCCAGAAGUUGUGACCAGAUCUCCUUAUGGCCCCAAGGUGGACAUCUGGGCCUUUAGAAUUGUGACCAUCGAGAUGGUGGAAGGAGAACCUCCUUACUUCAGGGAAACGGCGGCCAUGGCUCGCGCUCUGAUCCGGCAGAACGGGACCCCGCAGCUGCAGGAGCCCCGGCGCCUGUCGGCUCUGCUGCGGGACUUCCUCGAGUGCAGCCUGGAGACGGACGAGGAGCGGCGCUGGGCUGCCCAGGAGCUG
Melozone crissalis (California towhee) is the source of this 1932-nucleotide messenger RNA. RefSeq names its product serine/threonine-protein kinase PAK 3-like. Gene Ontology annotation, biological process: regulation of MAPK cascade; regulation of actin cytoskeleton organization; intracellular signal transduction. The record is from RefSeq and is a predicted model, not a curated record. NCBI's taxonomy places the organism in Eukaryota, Metazoa, Chordata, Aves, Passeriformes, Passerellidae. The annotation marks the transcript as partial. The transcript has 14 exons. Gene Ontology annotation, molecular function: protein serine/threonine kinase activity; ATP binding. Gene Ontology annotation, cellular component: cytoplasm.